Molecule: messenger RNA, 3545 nt
Organism: Plutella xylostella (diamondback moth)
Lineage: Eukaryota; Metazoa; Arthropoda; Insecta; Lepidoptera; Plutellidae
Product: fatty acyl-CoA reductase wat
Biological process (GO): long-chain fatty-acyl-CoA metabolic process
Cellular component (GO): peroxisome
Molecular function (GO): alcohol-forming very long-chain fatty acyl-CoA reductase (NADP+) activity
Source: RefSeq, a predicted model, not a curated record
AUUGACCAAGAACCUCCCGCGCCCCUCUCGACUGACCAAAGGGGGGGAGAAGACUUAUUGAGGUCACAUCACAAAGAAGCCUCGGCGAUAUCCGAUCAUACAUGAUACUCCAAGCUGAGGCGACAGUCGAACUCCUUGGCAUAACAAAGUGCGAUCAUCUGCCGAAAAAAAGUUAAUUCCCGCCAAUAGUCCCGAAAGUCGAGAAAAAAAUCCGCAAGAUAUCCGACGAUACCUUUGCAUAAGAACGCGAAGUGCCAACGGCGAUUUUUAUGUAAUGUGCUGUAAUAAAGUUGCAUAACAAUCAUUUUGGCCUCAUAUUUUGGCGGGUUGCAAUAGUCUGUCGUCCACCAUGGAGGUAGCUGUCCGCGCGCUUUCCAUUCGCAACAGUGCGUUCGAAUAUUAAAUAAUAUUUUUUCUUAAAAAGUAGUUGUGGUGUGCCGGUGUGUGCUCAUAAAAAGUGAUCGUGACUUUUGACCUAUUUUUUUAUUCUCCCCCUAUUGGGUUAUUGGAAAAGGUGCUCUAGGAUUUCAAAUUGGGUUAAAAUACCAUGACUCCGGAUUGACGGACUCAAAAAACCCUUCACCAUGUCAGCGACUGCCAUAGCUACCAACCCCCCCUUCGUUACCAUGGCAACCAGAAUACCAGAAGUACCCACAGAGUCCAACUACUUCGAAGAGAAUUUAGCCAAAGCUAGGAUAUGUCUCGAAUGUACUGAGAGCGAGAAAAGGAUAGCAGAUGUGGACUUCAAUAGCAAUGUGAUACAAGAUGGUGACAGAGUGAGCAGGACGGAGAUACAGAGGUUUUAUCAUGGGAAGAAUAUAUUUGUCACUGGUGGUACAGGGUUCCUCGGCAAGGUGCUGCUAGAGAAGCUGCUGCGGUGCUGUCCCGGAGUGGAGAAUGUCUAUCUGCUGGUGCGGCAGAAGCGAGGCAAGGAUAUCUACACCAGGGUCGACGAGAUCUUUGAUGACCCCGUAUUCGACCGUCUCAAGGAGGAAGUCCCCAAGUUCCGUCACAAGAUCGUGGCGGUGGCCGGCGACUGCGGCGCCGCCGGGCUCGGCCUGACGCUGGCGGACCGACACACGCUCGCUGAGAAGGUGAACAUAAUCUUCCACUCGGCGGCCACGGUGAAGUUCGACGAGGAUCUGCGCACGGCGCUGGAGACCAACGUGCGCGCGCCGCUGCACGUGCUGCGCCUGGCUCGAGACAUGCGGGGGCUCGAUGUAAUGAUGCACAUCUCGACGGCCUACUCCAACAGCCACCUGUCUGCAGUCGAGGAGCGCUUCUACCCGUGCGCCGCGGACUGCGCGCAGUUGCAGUCCCUUGUAGACACGCUGACAGACGAGCAGCGAGCCCGGCUGCUGCCCGAGAUCCUGGGCCCCUGGCCGAACACCUACACGUUCACGAAGGCGCUCGCUGAAAAAGAGCUGAAAGAGCAUUGCGGGGGAUUACCGCUGGGCAUUUUCAGGCCUGCUAUAGUGACUUCAACGGCCAAAGAACCGCUGCGAUGCUGGAUCGACAACAUGUACGGACCCACGGGGGUGGCCGUCGGAGGAGCGACGGGGGUGCUCCGUACUCUGCAGUGUGACGCCGCGGUGACUGCAGAGAUCGUGCCCGUGGACCUGGUCGUCAACUGUCUGCUAGCUGCCGCCAGGAGCGUCCAUAUGGGACAUAAGAACAGCCCUGCGCCGGAGCCUCCGAUCUUCAACUACGUAAGCUCUGUGGAGAACAGAAUCACGUGGGGGUCAUUCAUGGAGCUCAACAUGGCGUACAUCGACGCGCACCCGCUCACCAGCGCCGUGUGGUACUUCUCGCUGAGCCUGCACAAGUCGGCGGCGGUGAACCGCGUAUACAGGGUGCUGCUGCACCUGCUGCCGGCCGCGCUCGUCGACGGACUCGCCCUGUGUGUGGGGCAGAAGCCUAAGAUGCUGAAGGUCUACCGCAAGAUCCACAAGUUCUCGUCAGUCUUGUCGUACUUCACGACGCGCGAGAUCCAGUUCUGCAACCGCCGCACGCGACAGCUGUGGGAUGACACCUCUGAGGAGGACAAGCGGCUGUUCCCGUUCAGCAUGACCUCGGUGGACUGGUCGGAGUACUUCAGCCAGUACCUCGCCGGCAUCAGGAAGUACAUCUUCAAGGAGAGCGAGGAUACGCUGCCGCAGGCCAAGAUCAAGUGGAGACGGUUGUACUAUCUGCACCAGACAGUACGUCUGAUCUUCCUCAUCUUUGCCGUGUACUGCGUGUGGACUGUCAUAUCUGCGGUGUUCUAGAUCUACAACUACACCCUCAGAAUAUGGAUUCGCAGCGUCGUCAGAUGUUUAUUCUACGGUCAGACCAAAUGUUUUUACAAAUGAUUGAAUUUAGAGUUUACCGCAACGUUUAAGGGGUUUCAAUUAUUUCCAUUUACAAAGUCGAAAUGAGGCAUAUUAUUAUAAAAAAACUGUAAUUUGAUUAAAAGUUCUACAUAUUGACGAGCUGGGUCCACAUUUUUAUAAUUUCCUUGUAGGUAUCAGAUUAUAAUAGCAUCGGCGCGUAUCAUGACAUCUAAUUUGACGGAAUACUUUUAAAAAGAAUUUGCGUUCAAACUAGCGACCAUGAUACGCACUGUGGAUAUCUGAUACAGAUUCGGAUGUUACAGAUUUGGACCCAUCUUUUGUGGAUUUAUGACUUAAUGACUCCAGAAUAAUAUUGUACAUCACAUUGUAUCUAUAUACUUACCUAAUGAAUUAAUAAUUUUAAGAACAAAAUACCCAUAUAUUAUUGGGUUCAUUAAAGUUCAUUUACAAGUAUACAUUGUAAAUACGUGUUCUAUUAUCAUAUUUAAUUUAACGUAGAUUUUUAAAAUAUAUUAAACCAUAAUUAUAAGCUUAGAUAGAAUCACGAUUAAAACAGGUACCUAUUGUAAGGAAUUAUAUUUUUUGAAGAAACAGUUAAUAAAAUAUGAAAAUCUAAUUUUUUAUUCGUUUUUUUAACAUUACUUAUCCAUUGUAAUUCAUACUUCCCAAUAGAUUUAACAAUGCAACGUAAUACUACCAUUACAGACAAUUGCGAAACAGGCACUUAGAGUUCUAAUAUUAAGGGUAACUAAAGAUUCAAAAUUCAACCAUUUCAAGUAAAGUCUGGGACGAAGAUACCGGGGUCUGAUUUCUUCGCCCCUAGCUGUACAAGGACAGCAAAGCAUUUUUACCUCAUAAAAAAAAUAUCAUGAGGGUGUUACGGUGUCACCAUUAAAACUUAUAUAGACUAAACCCUGUCAAUUAGCUGUCAAACGCCUUAUAAAUCUGUCAAAUUUGGUUAUAAACAUUUUUUAUUUUAAUCGUUAUACUGUGAGUUUCCCAAAACUAUCUAACGAAUGUUGUUCAGAUUGACGACUUAUGUAAGGAAAAACAAACAUUGAAUAUUUUUUAUUAAGAACCAAAUCAUAAAAUGAAUUAAGUAAGUAGGUACUUAGGUAUAUUUCUUAACUUAUAGUCAUUUGAUAAAUAGCUUGAUAGGUAAAAUGUGUGCUUAAUUCAUAAUCUACUAUGUAUGGUGAAUGGUGCAAACAU